AUGACAACAUGGAGCUCAGAGGGUGCUGGUUUAUCUAGCUUUAUAGAUGAUCAGGAUGAAUUACGUGGUUGUUCGGAUAAUAUGACUGAUGUCGCAUCGGAAGAACAGAUAAUGGAAAGAAAAGGUCUUAAUCUGACUAAUUCAGAUUCUUGUCCACCAAAUCGAAAGUGGAGGGCAUACAUGGUGCUUACAGGAUCGUUUAUCGUGAUAUUGACCAAUUUGGGUCUUAUUAAUUCGAUUGGAGCUGUCCAGGCACACGUUAGUCGAAACCAGUUGAAAGAUGUUAGUACAUUCGGCAUCUCGUGGGUUUUCUCUAUCUUCCUUUGUCUUAGUUAUUCUGUUGGUCUCGUGACAGGAAGUAUAUUUGACAAAAGAGGUGCACUAGUACUAUUGAUUCCGUCUGCUUUAUUUAUGAUUUUGGGAAUGUUCGGGGCAGCAUUCAGCAAGUCGGUUUACCAGUUUAUUCUAAGCUUUAUUGCUGUAGGAAUUUCAUGUGGUUUGUCAUUAACGCCAUCGGUCGGUGUAAUUAACCACUGGUUCGAUAUCGAUAGAAUAGGUACAUGUCAAGGUAUUGCUACAAGUGCCGGUUCCGUAGGUGGAUUGGCAUUCCCAUUACUUUUAAAUCACAUGUAUUCUACGUAUGGGUUUAGAGAUGCCAUUAUAACCUUAGGAUGCUUAUGUUUUGGAUGUUUAUUGAUUGGAAUGGCAUUGAUAGGGAAAGGUGUAAAAAGAAAUGAGACGUCUUCAUUCAAUGAAAGAAAAGAGCAUAUAUCAAAAUGGAAACAAGUGAAAAAUAAUAUGAAACUUUUUAGCUUCGGUCAACUAAAAGAUAUUAGGUAUCUUUUUCUUGUUAUUGGAUCAUUUUUCGCUGAAUUAUCCUAUGUUAUAAUAGUCACCUAUUAUGAUACGUAUGCACUUGCUCAAGGUGUCACAGAAUCUACGGCUUAUUUGCUUUUAACUGUGUUCAAUGCAAGUGGAAUUCCUGGAAGAUUUUUGCCUGCCUAUCUUUCAGAUUAUAUCGGAAAAUACAACAUGCUACUUAUAAUGUUAUUGGGUUACGUGCUUUCGAUAUUCAUUUUAUGGUUCCCAUUUGGCUAUAGUCAUAACGUUCUUUAUGCAUUUGCUGCGCUUUGUGGAUUUUUUCUGGGCCUGAUUUUAACAAUGCUUCCAAUAUGUCUAGCCGAAAUAAGUGAUGUUCUGGAAUUUGGAGAAAGAUAUGGUAUCGUAAAUUUCUUUAUAAGUAUUGGGAAUUUAUUUGGUAUCCCAAUUGCGGCUGUCAUUAUUGGCAAUGAAUCUGUUACAAACUACAAUCAUUUCGCUAUCAUGGCGGCUGUCUUAUCAGUUGUUGGUACAUCUUUUUGGUAUGCAAGUAGACACGCUAUAGUAGGAUUUCGAUUAAAGGUGAAGAUUUAG
Molecule: messenger RNA, 1413 nt
Organism: Debaryomyces tyrocola
Lineage: Eukaryota; Fungi; Ascomycota; Pichiomycetes; Serinales; Debaryomycetaceae
Source: the annotation of a GenBank genome assembly